Messenger RNA from Coregonus clupeaformis (lake whitefish), 3964 nucleotides. Its product is annotated as rho GTPase-activating protein 6-like. The record is from RefSeq and is a predicted model, not a curated record. NCBI's taxonomy places the organism in Eukaryota, Metazoa, Chordata, Actinopteri, Salmoniformes, Salmonidae. Gene Ontology annotation, biological process: signal transduction.
GAACUAACAAACAAGAACUAUAGCUGAGCGAAUGACUUCUGUCUGUGUGGUUUCUUGGUUGAAUAUCAGGGUCAUAUGGCGCGCCACAGGUAGCCAACCUUACCACUGUGAUAACGGAAGGCAUGUGAUUAUGUUUAUUCAAGGUAAUCAUAUAAUCUCUGAUCGCUUUAAUGAACUCGAUAUAGUAGCCUAGGCUACUCUGUGAAACGUUAAGAGUACUGAAAUGUCCGCGCAAGGGUUGCUGAGCAGCGUUUUCUCGUGCUCCUCGCCAACAUCCAAAACAAUGUCCAAACGGAGACUGAGAAAGACUAGAAGUUUGGACCCAGCUUUGAUAAAACGCUAUGGGACCGAAACGGAUGGGACAUCUGGUCAAGCAGAUGAUCAAAAGUCGCCUUAUUUAGGUGCAAAUCAUGGUGGGUACCUCCGAGCCUCAAACGAAAGCCUCUCCAAACUAGAUGCGCACCUUACAGCGGGAGUAAAACACUGUCAGUCAGCAUCCUCAAGCCUGUCAAUAUAUUUGGAUACUUCUGACCAUUUCGACAAUGAUUCAAAAGCCACCAAAAGAAGCCCCAAUACUCCAACCGGAAGCUCAAGCACUUUAUUUUCACCUAGAAAGUGGCUUCAAAGGAAGCCAUCUCCACCACCCAUCCCUCAAUCAUAUGCUGCAUGGAAAUCUGAAGAUGACUUCACGUGGAACAGCAUGUCAGGGCGGAGCGUGCGCCUGAAGCCGGUGCCCCUCCAGAGCCUCUCAGAGUUGGAGAGAGUUCACCUGCAGGAAGUGGCCUUAAGCAGGCUGCUCCAGGACUACGACCUGAGCUGCCAGAUCACCAUCCCCAAAGAUGGUCAAAAGCAUAAGAAGUCACUCAGGAGGAAGUUGGAUUCAUUGGCCAAAGAGAAGAGUAAAGAAAAAGAGUCUAUGCCCCAGGCCUUCGGCAUACCGCUGUCGCAGGUGAUCUCUAACGACCAUGCCCAGAAGCAGCGUCAGGAGCUCCAGACCCAGUGCGAGGAGCACCUUGAUGCCAGUGACCUGGUGUCCUCCCUGCUGCACCUCACCUCCCGGAGGAGCACUAAGGACAAGGAGAUGUCAAGCAGCAACUCCUCCCUCAGCUCCACCUCCGAGACGCCCAAUGAGUCCCCUUCGCCCAACACGCCCGAGGCAGCACCACGCACAUGCAGAAGGGGAGGAGUGUCUGUGGAUUGCAUCACUGACCUGGAUGACAACCAGUCUCGUCUGCUGGAGGCCCUGCAGCUGUCCCUGCCAGCCGAGACGCCAAGCAACAAGAAGAAGCAGAGGGACAAGAAUCUCAGCCUCAACCACAUCUUUCGACAGGUGCCCAGGGUAGUGGAGAGCUGCUGCCUGCACCUAGAGAAACAUGGUCUACAGACAGUUGGCAUUUUCCGUGUAGGGAGCUCAAAGAAGAGGGUACAGCAGCUGAGAGAGGAAUGUGACCAGCGUGUAGAGGUCCAACUGGAUGAGGAGCACAGUGUCCAUGAUGUGGCCGCGCUGCUCAAGGAGUUCCUGAGGGACAUGCCUGAUCCCCUACUGACCAGGGAGCUCUACACCGCCUUCAUCAACACCAUGUUACUGGACCAUUCAGACCAGGAGAGCACCAUGCAGCUGCUGAUGUACCUGCUCCCAACCUGCAACAGUGACACCCUGCAACGCCUCCUGGAGUUCCUGGCCACGGUGGCCGCCCAUGCCGAAGACAGCCAGGACAAGGACGGACAGGAGAUCACAGGGAACAAGAUGACAUCGCUCAACCUGGCCACUGUCUUUGGGCCCAACCUUCUACACAAGCAGAAGAGUUCGGACAAGGAGUUUGCUGUCCAGAGUUUUGCCCGUGCCGAGGAGAGUACAGCCAUCAUAGGCGUGGUACAGAGGAUGAUCAGCACAUACGAGACCCUCUUCAUGGUGCCACCUGACCUGCAGAAUGAGGUUCUAAUUAGUCUGCUGGAGACAGAUCCUGAUGUGGUGGAUUACCUGCUGCGGAGGAAGGCUUCUCAGUACUCUGGUCCAGGCCUGCUGAUGAUUGAGGAACCCUUCUCUCUGAGUGAGAGGCGCUGCUCCAGUGACUCCAACAGUGGGGAUGUGUCCCCCUAUGACAACAACUUUCCAGUGCUGUCAGAGCGCCUGCUCUCCCAGGGCCAACUCUCUGAAAGGCUCUUCAGAGUCCCUGAGCAGUACACACUGGUUCCCAUAGAGACGUUUCAGAAUGCAGCUCUUGUGGCUCAUUGGAGGGAUUCGACGGUCACUAAGUUAACAACAGCAAACAGCCUGUCAGAAAAACUUACACCUCAAUUGUUGUGCCUGAGUGCAGGCCACACCCCCCAGUGACUCUCUGCAGCAGCAGCCCUCUGACGAAGAGAGGGCAGAGAUUGGAGGGUACAGACCUGUUAUUACAUUUCCAACCACCGGGCCAACCGGGGUGCUGCAACUCAGAGGACAUUGCACUAAGGGGCGGAAUGGGACAGCCUGCCAGUCCCUCCCUCAGAGGCAGGCCUGGCUGCAGGGUGGACGGAAGGCCUCCCCCUUCCUACCCUGGUCCUCUCAGAGGAACUCACUCCACACCUUCCCUCUGCCUCUCCAGAAUCCACAACGGCCUCCCCAGCGCAGCAGCAGCCCAGGGCCCCAGACUGUGGCCCCUACGACCCCCUACUCUGGUCCUCUGGAAGGGAAAGUGUCAGGCAGCCCAGAGUGGCAGAAGGAGAGGUGGCAGAUAGGGCAGCUCCUAUCAGCAGACAAUACAGACAUUCUACCAGAGACACUGGUGUGAUGUAUACACACACUCACUACUUCGUCCUUUUCUAAGUUGUAAGUUAAACUUACUGAGAUGUGCCAAUUGUCUGUGAGUACCAGCAUGUCAGUUUGUUAAUGUUGUUAUUUCACUCUUGACAGUUUUCAUAUUUCAGAAGUCUGACUCCAACCUUUUGCCACUAUAACAGGGACACAAAUUAGCAUCACUGACAUCUGAUUUAAAAAAUAUAUAUAUAUUACUCUGAACAAUGGUGUGAGAAUGAAUCUGAAUGUAUCCUAAAAGUAUUAGUACUAAUAGCAUACAUGCAAUGUUUAUUUUUUAUAUUGUAACAUCACACUGUGAGAUAUAAUGCAGAUAUGUUAUAACCAAAAUCAAAUACUACUUUCUUAGUGAAACAUGACAUCAAAUGAUGUUCGAUGCUACAAGUGUCUUUGUGUUAUUUGUAUCUUGGUGGAGCUAUUGCCAAACAAAUGAACAUUGAUUGUUUGUGUUUUUGAUAUUGAACUUAACUUUGCUGUUUUGGUUACUAGCUUUGUAAAACUCAUUUUAAUGUUUGUGGCCUUCUGCAACUGAUUCUAAUAGUAAUUCAUUCAUUCAUUCACGCAUCCAAAUACAACAGUAACUGCCAUCCACCUGUUUACAUUAUUUGAUGGGAAAAAUGAAACUGGAAGAUACAGAACAUUAUGAAUGUAAUUCCACAAUAUGGAGUAUAGAAAAGGAGAAAUGCAUCACUCAGUUUGUUCUUGAAUGCCACUGUCAUGAAAUGUACCAAGUUAGUUAGUUUUAUUCUGCUCCCCUAUUAUUUUUGUAGCUUUUUGAGGGUAAAUUAAGGUACUGUACUAAGAUAUAAAUAUGGUAAUGACUUUCACUGAGUUUUUCGUUGGUGUUUGAACAUUUACUGCAAAUAUUGUUUGUUUGUCCUGACCAAACAUUAUGCCUUAGUAACAACUACAGUAUUGUCUCUGAGAUUGCUAGCCAUGCUAAUAAGACUUUUUCAUGUUCACCUUGACUUAACAUUACGAUGCUAAUGCUAAUAAUAAUGCUUUUGUACCUUGUGCAACAUCAGUAUUGAAAUGUUUUUAUUCUAAUCAAGCUGCUUUAAUACUGUAUUAUUGCCAACUCGAACCCUUCUUCAGCCUGAUUGUAUUACUGUAUGUGCAUUUUCCUAUGACUUCCGUGAUGGAAUAAAUGUGAUAUUAGUAAUCUUA